GUGAAGUCUAAUACUACCAUAUUAUUUCCAUUCUAAAUCUCAAUCUUUUAUGGAAAAAAACCCAAUCGUGUACUAAAAUACAGGAUCAUCAAUUUUGGCAACCCUUCCCUUUUUUUAUUUAACUUCUUUCCAAUUUUUUAAUCAUCUCCAUUAUCUGGCAAAUCAUAUCAAAACUACACCCACCAAAGUUUCAUCCUCACCCUUCUAACUUCCAUCUCUCUUUUCUUCUCAUCACAUUUAUUUCUCUCUUCCAAAAAAAUCAUCCAAAUUUUUUUUAGAUCUUUGAAUCCAAUUUCUCAACAACAAUGAGAGACCUAGUUUCAUGUUUCACUGAAAACUCAAUAAACGUUUCAAAUCCAUCAUGUUCCACCUACUCAAACAACCCAUGCAUCACACCCAACACUCUCUCCCCUUCCAUCCAAACCUCAAUUUCAUCUAUUUACAAACUAGUCCUCUCAACCUCCAAACAAAUUCUCAUCACUGUAACAUGGUGCAGAAAUCAUUCAAAUCAAGGACUCUCCAUAUCCUUCAACAACCAAGAUCCAUCCAUCCUCCCACCUUUCCGCCUCAACACAAACUCGCGAUUCUUCCGCAGGAAAAAAGGCAGCAAAAUCCUCGAUCUCGAAGAUUCCAAAGGUUCCAAAGCAACCGUUCUAUGGGAUCUGUCAAACGCAAAAUACGAAACAGGUCCAGAACCGGUCGAAGGUUACUACAUCGUUGUCAUUGUAGAUUCAGAAAUCGGUUUAAUUCUCGGAGAUUCAGAAACUGUAACAAAGAAAAUGAGAGAUAACAUACCAAUGGCGAAGAUUUCACUCUUAUCACGUAGAGAACAUUGUUCAUCUGGUAACACAGUUUAUUCCACCAAAGCUCAAUUCUGCAACGGCGGUAAUUAUCAUGACGUUGUUAUAAAAUGCAGCGUUGAGAACGAAGGUCGUUCUUUUGAUAGUAAAUCAUCAAUUUCAUUGUCACCGGUUUUGUGUGUGAGCAUUGAUAAGAAGAAUGUGAUUCGUGUGAAGAGGUUGCGGUGGAAUUUUCGAGGGAAUCAGACUAUUUUUGUGGAUGGUUUGUUGGUUGAUUUGCUUUGGGAUGUUCAUGAUUGGUUCUUUGAUUCGGGUUCGGGGUCGGGUUGUGGUGUUUUUAUGUUUAGGACGAGGAGUGGUUUGGAUAGUAGAUUGUGGUUGGAAGAGAAGAAUUCUCAGAAGGAUAAAGAUAGGAUUGAGUUCUCUUUCUUCAUCUAUGCAUGUAAGAGUUCUUAAGGAUUUUACUUUGUUUUCAUCUUUUAAUUUUUAUUUUUUUUCUGAUUUCUUAUACAUUUUUUUUCUAGCCCUUUAGGUUAGAGGCUAAAGUAAAAUCGAAGUAAAAAUUGUUUUAAUCAGAAUUUGAACUCGGGAUCUUAUAUUGA
This is a messenger RNA of Vicia villosa (hairy vetch), 1402 nucleotides long. RefSeq lists its product as uncharacterized. Lineage: Eukaryota; Viridiplantae; Streptophyta; Magnoliopsida; Fabales; Fabaceae. The record is from RefSeq and is a predicted model, not a curated record. The coding region runs from base 306 to 1256 and encodes 316 amino acids. The transcript has a single exon.